This is a messenger RNA of Arabidopsis lyrata subsp. lyrata, 775 nucleotides long. Its product is annotated as guanine nucleotide exchange factor SPIKE 1. Gene Ontology annotation, molecular function: guanyl-nucleotide exchange factor activity. Lineage: Eukaryota; Viridiplantae; Streptophyta; Magnoliopsida; Brassicales; Brassicaceae. The transcript has 2 exons. Gene Ontology annotation, biological process: positive regulation of GTPase activity; small GTPase-mediated signal transduction. The annotation marks the transcript as partial. The record is from RefSeq and is a predicted model, not a curated record.
AAGAGAGAGAAUAUUUCUCUUUCGACUGGAAGUGUUCGAGCACGAGUGUUUGAUCGCUUCUUGUUUGACACACCAUUUACAAAAAAUGGUAAGACCCAAGGUGGAUUAGAAGAUCAAUGGAAGAGAAGAACAGUGCUGCAGACUGAGGGUUCAUUCCCUGCGCUUGUGAAUAGGCUGUUGGUUACCAAGUCUGAAUCCCUUGAAUUCUCGCCAGUGGAGAAUGCGAUUGGAAUGAUUGAAACGCGGACAACUGCUCUGAGAAAUGAGCUAGAGGAGCCUCGUAGCUCGGAUGGGGAUCACCUACCACGGCUUCAAAGUCUGCAGAGGAUUCUCCAAGGAAGUGUUGCAGUGCAGGUGAACAGUGGGGUGUUGAGCGUGUGCACAGCAUUCUUAUCAGGAGAGCCUGCAACUAGAUUGCGUUCGCAGGAACUGCAGCAACUGAUCGCGGCACUGCUUGAAUUCAUGGCGGUUUGUAAGCGAGCCAUUAGGGUUCACUUUAGAUUAAUCGGAGAAGAAGAUCAGGAAUUCCAUACUCAGCUUGUCAAUGGAUUUCAGUCUCUCACCGCUGAACUCUCCCAUUACAUCCCUGCUAUCUUGUCCGAACUUUAGUGUAUCUUUGUCAGUUUUUGCUACGAAUUUUGUGCUUUUUUCUUCCACCAUUUGGCUUGGGUAUAUGUUUGUCAUUUCUGUAAUUCUUAGUUUAAUGACAACAAAUGAGAGAAAUUUUUUUAAUGACAAUUGUUUGACUUCUAAUUCAGAAGCUUAUGUUAUAUUC